Molecule: messenger RNA, 1441 nt
Organism: Kockovaella imperatae
Lineage: Eukaryota; Fungi; Basidiomycota; Tremellomycetes; Tremellales; Cuniculitremaceae
Product: kinase-like domain-containing protein
Exons: 8
Coding region: 129-1436 (435 amino acids)
Source: RefSeq, a predicted model, not a curated record
GGAUUGACAAGCGUUCCGGUUCAGAACUCAGCUGAAAUACCCGAAAACCAUAGAGCAAGCCGCCAACCUCAUUCCUCGUCCGCUUGACGCUUGUCUGCUUGGCCAACUCUUGUAAAUGUCAGUGUAUCAUGUCAAGCUCUGAGGCUUCAUCUUCGAAUUCUCGAAAGGUGGGACAGCAGGUUGGCGAGGUCAGAUCAGCUCUUCCGCUCGAUAAGCUUGUGCCCUACCUCGAGAAGAAUGUCGAUGGAUGGAAAGGUCCGCUUGAAGUCAAGCAAUUCAAGUUUGGACAGUCCAACCCGACGUACCUUCUUCUGACGCCGUCAAAAUCCUAUGUUCUCCGGCGUCAACCCUCGGGUCCAUUGCUCUCCAAGACGGCCCAUCGGAUUGACAGAGAAUAUCUCAUUCUCUCGUCAUUGAGCAGGUAUAACUGCUCUCUAUCGUCAUCUGAUCGGGAAGACCAUGGUAUACCAAUACCGGAAGUUCAUUGUCUCUGUAUGGACCCUGAAGUAAUUGGCGCAGGGUUCUACGUUAUGGACUUUGUCAAAGGACGGAUCUUUCAAGAUGUCAGAAUGCACCAUUUGAGUGCGAAGGAAAGGCGGGAUUGCUUUCGUUCAGCUGUCGAAACGCUCACGAGAUUAUCUUCCAUCCCCCUGGACCGCUUAGACCUCCCGAAUCCUUUCGCCCCAGACCCAGUGAAGAAGCCAUACUUCUCUCGAAACGUGAACUCACUAUUACGUGUCUCAGAAGCUCAGUCCAGAGCCAAGUCUAAGGAGACUGGCAAAGAAAUCGGAGAGAUAUGGGGAACGUCCAAACUCCGUCCGUGGUUUGAGCAUGGUGCUCAGAAAAUUGCACAGGAAGAAACGCGAUUAGGUGUUGCGGGCGUAGUCCAUGGCGAUUACAAGCUGGACAACUUGAUCUUCCACCCGACAAAACCAAAAGUCAUUGGAAUAUUAGACUGGGAGCUGUGUACACUAGGCUCUCCGCUAGCAGACCUUGCCAACCUUCUCUUACCGUUCUCCUUCGCCCCCGUCAGUGACUCGGCGUUAAAGCAAAUGCUGGGGACGAGAUCGGACGCCACCCUCAUGUUAGGACUCAAGGGUCUGUCUUCCUCCCAGACGGGCUUGCCGUCUCGAGAUGAGCUAGAGUCAUGGUGGGUGGAAGGGAUGAACAGUGAGAGGCGAUGGCAUGCGUCACCGAUGGGCAAUGCGGAAGAUUGCGCACCUCAGUGGUCCUGGCCGAUUCAGCAUAUCGACUGGGUCAGAUCCUGGACAUUGUUCAAAUUAGCCAUCAUCGCUCAAGGAAUAGCUGCUCGUGCAGCUCUCGGUCAAGCCAGUUCUGCGGAUGCCAAAGCGGACAGUAGAGCAGUCUUUGACUUUUUCGGCAAAAUGGCAUGGACAGUCAGAAACGAAGUAGAAGGGGAGAAGUCAAAGCUAUGACAGAG